CCACAUUCCGUUCCAUUUGGAAGGGCAGCAACAUAUCACAUCUGUUCGUGGCAUCGUCACAAUCAAAACAAACCUGAGAGGAACAUCGUUCUAGAAGGUUGACGAAAAUAAUUUUGAAAUUUACCCACUAUUUUAAGGUAAAAUUAUCACCGAGCCCAGUGCAAUAGUGCAUUUUUCGCAGUCAUGAUCGCCGGUGGACACGGUGAACCCAAUCCGAACUCCUCGUGGAUGGAUUCCCGGGGUCUUUGGCUGGCCUAUGUGCUCGGUAUAAUUAUAUUCCACAUCGUAGUCCUGGCAGUGCCGUUCAUUGAUAUUCCUUACGCCUGGACGAUCACGAAUAUUACCCACAAUUUGGCACAUCUCUACUUCUUGCACUCGAUAAAGGGCGCACCGUGGAUGAGUAUCGAUACCGGGGACUCGCGAAAGUAUACUCACUGGGAGCAGAUCAACCACGGGGAACAGUUCACUGCAACGCGGAAGUUCCUGACGGCAGCGCCGAUCAUUUUGUUCCUGCUGACGUGCAUGUACACCCGGAACGACACCGACCAUUUCAUCGCCAACUUCAUCUCGCUGGUUGUGGUGCUGGUACCGAAGCUACCGCAGUUCCACGGAGUUCGACUCUUCGGAAUCAACAAAUACUGAAUGGUCCAUGGUAGGGAUCGAUGGGACCCGGAACAGGGUCCGGACACAAAUAGCUACUAGCUGAAAGCAUCAUCACUCGUGGAAGAAAGUGGAAGUAACAGAUACUGGGAGUCGGACGUAGUUUGAAGUUUUUUAACUAUUUAUGUGUAUUACAUACAACCACUAUUCAUAACUUCGCAAAACUAAUUAGACUAUAUCUAUAUACAGAAUGUUUCUCAUGAAAAGGAUCUGUGGGAGAAUCCUACAAGUUUAUCAGAGGGAAUCAGAGGGAAUAGUUUUAUACUAACAACUUGUAGGAUAACGGGAACUUUAGACGUUGGUUUAUUGCGGGUGUGAUUUUUACCGAUCGGUAAUGUUUGGCUAUAGCCUGAAAACGGCAUUAUAUUUGAUUUGAUAUAUUCGAAAGACUUGUAACGGUGUACUAUGUGAUUGAGGUAUACUUUAUUCCUGUAAGGACAAACAAACAAUUUAGAAAUAA
Molecule: messenger RNA, 1120 nt
Organism: Aedes aegypti (yellow fever mosquito)
Lineage: Eukaryota; Metazoa; Arthropoda; Insecta; Diptera; Culicidae
Gene: ORMDL
Product: ORM1-like protein
Exons: 3
Coding region: 184-642 (152 amino acids)
Biological process (GO): ceramide metabolic process; intracellular sphingolipid homeostasis; negative regulation of ceramide biosynthetic process
Cellular component (GO): endoplasmic reticulum membrane
Source: RefSeq, a predicted model, not a curated record